ACUCUCGUGUAAUAUAACUUCCUGUGUAUAAUCAAAACUACAAAUAUCCACAUGUAGCUAGAAGCGACACUUUUUAACAGGCUACUGCUACUGACUAGCUUCGUGUCAACUGGUGGUUUCAGUUUCAGAAUGUUUUUUAUCUAUUUAAGAUUAAUUCUUUGUUUAGUUUUGCGGUUUUAUGUAAUACAAGUGAUGGCUGGAUACGAGGUGAAGACUGAUACACAUGGUUACGUUAUUUUCUGUGGUGAACAGAGUCCAUGUAUCAACCCUAAUGGCCUUAACGCUAACCCUAACGACUGCUGCUCCUUUUUCAAUUGUUACAACUGUACAUCCUACUUUCUAAAGUGUCCAUCAGGUCUUCACUUCAACUUAAAACGAAACACUUGUGAUUGGCCUCAUCAGGCAGACUGUCGCGCUCAAAAUACAUAUUGCCACCAGAAGUGAACACGAUCCAUAUCUUAUUCGGGAAAUCAUGAUAUGAAAUUUAGUAUUCUUGAGGUAAAGCUAAGAUGAUGGAUUCUAUACUGACUCGUCUAGUGGAUAAACUAUUUUAUUGCUCAGAUGACGCAUUUUUGUGUUCUUUCACAGAUAUGAUGUAUACGUUUCGUUAUCUUACUACUGUAACUUCUUAAAUAUAUCUUAAUAAAGCAUUACGAUAUAUAAUCUAAUUGAGUCUCAUUUAUGAAUUAAGUGAAGGAAAUGAAAAUAAUGAAUAUUGUAAUCUUCGUACACAUCAUUAAAAAUACUAAAA
Molecule: messenger RNA, 751 nt
Organism: Limulus polyphemus (Atlantic horseshoe crab)
Lineage: Eukaryota; Metazoa; Arthropoda; Merostomata; Xiphosura; Limulidae
Product: peritrophin-1-like
Exons: 3
Coding region: 130-444 (104 amino acids)
Cellular component (GO): extracellular region
Molecular function (GO): chitin binding
Source: RefSeq, a predicted model, not a curated record